UGACGCAUCUGCAAUAAAACCGCUGUGUCUCCCCUCAGAGGGAAAAAAAGGGAUUCCUGAACUUUACCGCUCUAUCGCCCACCACAAGGCAGGCUUACUCGACAGCCAACAUGGUCAGAGAAGUGGAAAAUUUGGAGGAAUUCCGUAACAUCCUGAAAGAAGCUGGAGACAAGCUCGUGGUGGUGGACUUCACAGCCACAUGGUGUGGCCCUUGUAAACAGAUCGGCCCUAAGUUUGAAGAAGAGUCAAAAAAUCCUGAAAACAAGGAUGUGAUUUUCCUGAAGGUGGAUGUUGAUGAGGCUGAGGAUGUGAGUGCCGAUUGCAAAAUCAGCUGCAUGCCCACAUUCCAGUUUUACAAAAAUGGAGUGAAGAUUGACGAGUUCUCUGGAGCUAACUCGGAUACACUGAAGGAAAAACUCAAAGCUCUCAGAUCAUAAAAACCCAUAUUUCCCUCUGUACAUGCUGAAGAAAUUCCAUACUCAUUUAAUGUACAGUAAAAGCAGGCCCUCCUUUUGACACAGGCAAUAAUUUAUUCCACCCAUCAUGUGUCUGACUCUGUUCAGUGUGUAUCAACUGUCUUUUACAAAUAACUGGAAUUGGAUCAAAACCCUGAAGACCUCCUUUUUAAUUCAGUUUUAUAUGGGAAAAGGGUUAGCUUUUCUCUUGAUUAACUCCUGGACUUUCUUGUUAUGUUGUAUACAACAAGGUGGAUUUAAUAAAUGAUGAAUUACAGAAAA
Messenger RNA from Cheilinus undulatus (humphead wrasse), 737 nucleotides. Its product is annotated as thioredoxin-like. The transcript is spliced from 5 exons. The record is from RefSeq and is a predicted model, not a curated record. Gene Ontology annotation, molecular function: protein-disulfide reductase activity. Bases 111 to 437 code for a protein of 108 amino acids. NCBI's taxonomy places the organism in Eukaryota, Metazoa, Chordata, Actinopteri, Labriformes, Labridae.